Sander lucioperca (pikeperch) is the source of this 1437-nucleotide messenger RNA. It is a transcript of the gene ssbp1, whose product is annotated as single-stranded DNA binding protein 1. The record is from RefSeq and is a predicted model, not a curated record. The coding region runs from base 154 to 597 and encodes 147 amino acids. Gene Ontology annotation, biological process: mitochondrial DNA replication; positive regulation of helicase activity. Gene Ontology annotation, cellular component: mitochondrial nucleoid. The transcript is spliced from 7 exons. Gene Ontology annotation, molecular function: single-stranded DNA binding. NCBI's taxonomy places the organism in Eukaryota, Metazoa, Chordata, Actinopteri, Perciformes, Percidae.
UACGAAGCGGAACUUUAUCGACAUCCGGUGGACUGUCGGGCCUUUGUUGAAGACGGACCGGAAACAGCGUGAGGUUACCGAAGUCUGUUCUGAAGUCUUGCACCUGAUCCGUCCCUAAAAAGUCCUCGGAGCUGUCUGCGCAGCACAGUCAAGAUGUUGAGAAGUGCCUCAGCACAGAUCUUCAGACAGGUGGUGCGAUACAGAAGCACAGACACCAGCCUCAUCCUGGAGAGAUCGAUAAACCGUGUGCAGCUGUUAGGCCGAGUGGGUCAGGACCCAGUGAUGAGACAAGUGGAGGGUCGUAACCCGGUUACCAUCUUCUCCUUAGCAACCAAUGAAAUGUGGCGGUCUGGAGACGGAGAGAUGAGUGCAACAGGUGACAUCAGUCAGAAGACGACGUGGCAUCGCGUGUCGGUGUUCAAACCUGGUUUGAGAGACGUGGCCUACCAGUACGUCAAGAAAGGGUCAAGGAUUCUCGUAGAGGGGAAACUGGACUACGGAGAAUAUGUGGACAAGAACCAAGUCAGACGCCAGGCCACCACCAUCAUCGCAGACAACAUCGUCUUCCUGAGCGACAACAUUCGAGACAGAACUUGAAGCACUUUGUCCUUUGUCACCACCCAACAACAAGUCCACUUCUUUUUGUAUUCUCUACAAAAUAAAGACUGAGGACCUGAACGCCACCAAGUAAAGGAACUGACUUACCCAAGGAGAAGGGGGACAGAAUAUGUUGUGACACUCCGGUCAUGUUUGACUGUGACGCCUCCUGCAGACCUUGAGGCAUCAAGAGAAGCUGAAAAAGCCCACUUGUGUAGUAUAAAUACACGUACUGAUUAUGGUUUUAUUUGUGCUACUUGUACUGAACCGUUACAAAGAUACAGUUUAUGCCCUUUUUCCGUGUACUCAAGUUUUAUGUAUGAGAAUAAUGUUGGAAGUACGAGUUUGAGUCGAAAAUGUUUGAAGACUCAGUACAAGAUGUCGUAGACGUCGUAGCUCUGUUAAGAGCAACUCUUACUCGUGUCCUUAGACUAAGGUUAUUAUAGUUUUUCUUUGCAUUAGUUAAAACUCAAUAUAUCAGAAAUUGUUUCUAGGUGAGGAAGACUGUAAAUCAGGAGUCUCAAACUACCAGUCUGAUGGCCAGAUUUGUCCUUUUUAUAUGUUUACUAGGAACUGUUUGCAGCUGCAGGUUAAUCGUGGUCAUUUCAUGGGACUUGUUGACAAUAAGAAAAAUGUAGAUCAUCACCAGAAGAAAGUAUUUGUUCCUUCUUCUCACUUGUCUCUGUGUUAAAUGUCAGCUGUGACUUUUCUUCAUGCAAAUCUCUCGUAAAUGAAAGUUCAACUGGAGAGAAAUGUGCAUGUUUACUGAAAUGCUUGAGAGACCAGCAUGCAAAUUUAGAGGAAGCACGUUCAAUUAAAUUCAGCAUUUUUCUCCCUGUU